CCAAAAGUCCGGUAACUGACAACCCAAAUUACCACGUUCUUUUUCCCCUCGUUCUAUUUCUACGACAAUGCAUCGCGCAUUAUCGUCGAGAUGGCUCAGGAGCGCCAUGAGUAUUGGCGACCGGGCCGCCUUGGGUGAGGUCCCGGUCUACCUCUGCCCAUCCCUCACCACCGCGUCUGCGCGGCGCUGCUUUGCGCCGACUGGCGAUGCGCGUCGCAACCUUCCUUACAGACAGCGACGAUGCAUGCACAUCGAGGCGACGACAAUGUCCGAACCGGCGGCGGCGGCGGCCCCGUCACCUCCUACUAGCGAAUCAACAAAGAACCCGAGGAGAAACCUCCCGGUGUCAUGCAGUGGCUGCGGCGCACUGAGCCAAACAACCGAGGCUGGGCAUGCUGGAUACUACGACCUGAGCAGGAAAGCCGUGAAGGAGUUCCUUGCGCCCAAGGGUAGCGAAGAGGAGGUGGAAAAUGGGGCGCGAGAGGAAGAUAAGGUCAUUGAUGAGGUCCUGCAGAACAUGAGUGAGGAGCAGCUUGCUCAGCUUGGCCUGGACCCGAAGACACUACGUUUUGGGGAGGAAUUGGGUUCUGGCGUUACGACACCGGGCCCCAAGCCGAAAAGAGUACCGCUUUGCGAUCGAUGCCACAAGCUGGUGCACCACCACUCCGGAGAGCCGAUCUACCACCCGACAGUCGACGCCCUGCGCGAGACGAUCGAGGAGUCACCCUUUAAGAACAACCACAUCUACCACGUAAUCGACGCCGCUGACUUCCCAAUGUCGUUCAUCCCGAAGCUGCACCAAGUCCUCGACGCCAAUCUGAAGCACAGGAACCGCAGGAAUAGGGCUGGAAGGUACUUCAAGGACCGCAAGUUCGACAUGAGCUUCAUCAUCACGCGAUCGGAUCUGCUCGCGCCGAAAAAGGAGCAAGUGGACUCGCUCAUGCCGUACCUGAGAGAGGUCCUGCGCCGGUCGCUGGGCAAGUUUGGACAGCUCAUCAGACUGGGCAACGUCAAGUGUGUCAGCGCGCAGCGAGGGUGGUGGACCAAGUCGCUCAAGGAGGAGAUUUACAAGCGCGGCGGCGCGGGCUGGAUGGUUGGCAAGGUCAACGUUGGAAAGAGUCAGCUAUUCGACUCGGUGUUCCCGAAGGGCACGACGGCAAAGCUCCCUUCGGGAAAUCGCAUGGAGAUCCCCUUGUUUGCAAAGGAGGAGGACAGCGACGGUGCCAGUUACGCGGCGAGGGGGCUGGAGAACGAUUCUGAUCGUCUUGAAGUGGAUGCUUUGCUGCCUCCUGCUCGUCCCGAAACAGACUUCCCGGAGAUGCCUACGGUCUCCUCUCUUCCAGGCACGACGGCUUCUCCUAUCCGAAUCCCCUUUGGCAACGGCAAGGGGGAGCUGAUUGACCUCCCUGGAGUGGCUCGAUCAGAUCUCGAGAGAUACGUCAAGCCGGAGCACCGUAACGAUCUCAUCAUGCACCACCGAAUCAAGCCGGAACAGCAAUCCCUCAAGCCCGGCCAAUCCCUCCUGCUUGGAAGCCUGAUCCGCAUCACCCCCACCACGCCGGACCUCGUCUUCCUCGCCUACAACUUCACCCCGAUCCCCGAACACGCGACCUCCACCGAGAAGGCCAUCGAGUUCCAGCAGCAGACGAGGGAAUCCGACCGCGUGCCCAACAUCGCCGCCCCCGGCCUCGCCGAGAAGCUCAAGCUCGCGGGCGCCUUUGAGCUCAAGUACGACGUUACCAAGGAGCGCGCCGGACCGCUCACGCGCAAGGACGUCGGCCGCAGAAAGGUCGAGGACCUCCCCUGGCGCGUGAUGGCUACCGACAUCCUCAUCGAGGGCUGCGGAUGGGUCGAGAUCGUGGCACAGGUGCGAACCAAGGACCUGUUUGCCGGCUGCGCGCCGUCCUUUACGCAAGAAGAACCUGAACCCGAGCUUGAACCGGAGGUCGAGGAGCCCGAGCCCGUAGACGGUUUCGCCAGGAUGGAGAUGGCUAUGAACAGCCAGGCCGGCGGUCCUCCCAAGGUCGAGAAGCCGAAGAAGAAGGAAAAGGAGAAGCCCGCGGAACCUGCCCGGAAACCCGACGAGCCGAAUUGGCCCGUCGUCGAGGUCUGGACGCCCGAGGGCAGGUUCGUCGGCGCUCGUCUGCCGAUGAACGCGUGGCUUUUGAAUAAGUCUCCCAAGAAGGAGAUGAAGAGCCGUCCGCGCAAGAGCAUGAAGGGCGCGAAGAAGGCGGCCAAGGCUGUCAAGAGAGCCCUUGCGGCGGCUGAAUAAUUGGCCUUGGAACACCUCCCCACACAACCACACAUAUAUAUACUAUGUACACCACCUGUAGAAUAUUUGCAUGCGAUACCCAUGUGUAAAACCCACGUAUCAAUACCAAUAAUCAACCAUUUAUUACAAG
Molecule: messenger RNA, 2402 nt
Organism: Colletotrichum phormii
Lineage: Eukaryota; Fungi; Ascomycota; Sordariomycetes; Glomerellales; Glomerellaceae
Exons: 2
Coding region: 68-2272 (734 amino acids)
Cellular component (GO): mitochondrion
Source: RefSeq, a predicted model, not a curated record